AUGUCUAACAACACUGUCGGCACUCUGUCGAUCGACCAGUGCGUCGAUCCCAACGGCUCUCUUGUCUUGAACGUACCUAUUCGUGUCCCGCCUGCUAAACUCGCCCCCACUGUGACUAUCUCAUAUCAUUCUGCCGUCCAUGAUCAAAGCGUCAUGGGCCACGGCUGGUCCCUGGAUGCAUUUGGCCUGGUCCAGCGUACUGCGGCGACGGUGGCUCAGGAUGGAUUUGCUGGAUCCGUCAACUACGAUGCAAAUGAUCGUUUCACGCUCAAUGGGCAGCGAUUGAUGAAGAUAUCGGACACAGAGUAUCGUUACGAAGUCGAUCAGUGGGCCAAGGUUGUCGCUGUCGGUUCCAACGCAGCGGAUCCUGAUAGCUGGAUCGAAUAUCUUCCUAACGGAACUGUUCGUGUCUACGGGACCACCAAUGACUCCAAUAUCAAAGCCCAAGGCCAGAGCGUAACUCGAGUCUGGGCGGUCUCGGAAACCUAUGAUUCCUUCUCCAACUAUUCUUCUUUCGCAUAUGUCAAUGAUACAUCCAAUGGUUCUUUCUAUGUCUCCAGUAUCAACUUUGGCGGAAACAAAGAUUUGAAAAUGUCGCACCAACGCGUACUCAGCUUUGCUUACGAGAACCGUCCCGAUAUCGAGACCGAAUACACAGGAGGGUACCCUGUGACGCUGACGCAGCGUCUCUCAUCCAUCUCUGCUACCGUCAAAGGCUCUCUUGUAUAUAAGCAUUCUUUCGUUUACGACACGGCUCCGGUAACAGGAUGGAGUCGACUGCAGAGCGUCGCGCUAUCCGACGCUUCAGGCACGUCUGUCACCCCUCUUGGAUUUGAUUGGUGCAACUCUGCGGAAACUGUGUUCGACAAUCUGACGGCGCUCACCCCACUCAAGCCCGACGUCUCGACUGCACAAGUAUUCCCUGUGGACGUUGCCGGUCGCGGUAUGACCGAUCUCAUUCUGGCCUCAAGCCAAUACGACUCUGGUUCUAACAUGCUGUAUCUCGAUGUUCACCUCGCGGACGGAUCAGGAGGCUUCAAUCGUACGGCCGAGAAAGGGUCUGGUUCGACUAAGCUCUUGUAUCCCACACAUCUUCUGGCUGUCGAUGCAAAUGGCGACGGGAAGACUGAUUUGCUUCAUAUCAUGGGCGAUUAUUCAUCUGGUGAUACCGAACACAUCCUCACUGUGCUUCUUUCGACGGAGAAUGGAUAUGUAGCGCAACGAGAGACCACCUUCACUCCCGAUGUUCCAGACGGACAAUACUUCUCUGGAGAUUUCGAGGGAAAUGGCAACGUCGGUUUGAUCUAUCUAUACAAUGAGUACGCAGGUGGAUCGCAGGCUUUCUCCAUUGUACAGUUCACUUGCGAUGGCACUUCCUUCCACGACCAGCCACCUGUAAUGGGGCCGAAGGACAUUACCGUCGAAGGAGUCCAGGUGGUUGUCGCCGACUUCAAUGGUGAUGGUUCGGAUGAUGUAUUCCUCGUCUCGUCGCUCUACAGCGGAGGAAACAUUGUCUGUGAGAUAUCGUUCUUCCAGUCCCAGAGUGGCAGGCUCAAGUAUCGCGAUGACAAUCCGUUUGCGAAGAUUGGCGAGAGCAUUUCAUGGACUGACACGACGUCAUUCCUGGCUCUCCCGGAGCAAGAUGGCAAGACGGGGCUGCUCGUGCUGUCUCAGAGCGGCACCGGCUACCUCCAGUACCAGACCCUUCGCAGCACUGGGAAGACGCUUGCUGUCUCGGCUCAAGUUACUACGAGCGUGCUGUACGAUGGGAACAUCACGCUGGGUCAGAGUGCGUCCACAAACUCACUCGACAUCGUCAACAUAUUCGAGGCCGUUGAUGGGACUGAAGUCUCGGUUCUCCAUUUCUACAACGGCUCAUUCGUCAGCAUACGCGGGGUGAAGCAGCCGCCUGGCACCGUUCUCCAAGGUUACAACGUCAACUUUGCGGACAUUCGGGGAAUAGGCAGGGCGGAUUGCUUGUUUACGCUUUAUGACGACUCGAAGGAUGAGCUCUCGUUGUAUACUCUUCCCUGCGCCGGGACUGUGUCCACGCCCGCUGACUUCAUUACGGGAUACACGGGCGGCCUCGGUGCGCAGUUCUCGGUCGCAUACGCCCCGUUGACGGACAAGUCCGUCUACGAUGCACCUCCCACAACCAAGGGAUCUGCCGCUCCGUACGUCAACGCUCUGGCUCGCAUAUGGACAAUGAGCGCUCUCGUGACACCAUCGAGUGCAUCCACGCUGCCCAUCAUGGGCAAGGGCCGUUCGCGGCUGGUCCACUUCCCGAAAUAUGUCGUCAAGCAGAUGUCGAAUUCGGCGGUUCCUUCUACUCAGCCUGAUGGAUUAUCUCAGUCAACGUUCUUCUAUACGAACGGGAGGAUGUCGUUCGACGGGAGGGGCUGGCUGGGUUUCGAGACGAUUCAACAGACGGUGCAGCCUCUUGGAGCAGUAACCACGAACACGUAUCUGCAGGAGUUCCCAUUCAUUGGGCAGAUGUCUCGGACGUUGAUAACCGACGCUGCAAAUUCCAGCAAUCGGUUGAAAGAGUUGACGUAUACAUUGAAUUCCUUCUCUGCGAAUGGCGGCGCCAACUGCUACACCACGAUGCCAGCUGCUCAUCAAACGUUCUACGAGAAUGGCUCACAGACGUUUACGGUCGAUGCUAACCACACCUACGAUUCCUAUGCUAACAUCACCAAGACUGUGAUCUCGGUAACGGGUAAGCCGGAUCUGACGUUGGACCAAACCUAUUCCAACGAUACGUCAAAGUGGCUCAUUGGGAGUAAGCUUUCGGAAUCAGUCACCUCUGGCAGUAACACCUUGAAGCAGUCCAAGUUCGCCUAUCUCUCGGGCACGCAAACCAUCAAUCAUAUCGACGAAUGGGUAGCGGGAACGCAGUGGUCAUCUCAAGAUCUCUCUUUGGAUGCCACCGGAAAUGUGACGACGAUGAAGGGUCCCGGGCCGGCAUACAAGACUCUCGCCUACGAUGACACGUAUUCCUUCCCUACUACGGUCACAACAGCAGUCGACAGCCAGAACUCUCUUACUACGAAAGCGACCUACGAUCUUAGUAUUGGUCAGGUUGCGUCUGUCACAGAUAGCAGCGGAUUCAUCAAGGCCCAGAAGUAUGACGUUCUUGGCCGGCCUCUCGAGUUCUCUGAAGGAAACACAUCAUCGAGCUUGACUGUGAUAGAGAAGCGACAGUACACUACGCUUGAUAGUCAGCCUGUUUGUAUUCGGCAGACGCUCUGCGACUUCUCUUCCAACUCUUGGUCCAAGGAGACAGCGUACCUGGACGGACUCCAGCGACAGUGGAAGACCGCCGUGCUGAGUCCAUCCGAUCCGUCGAUUACGGUUUACAACGAGAUUCGCUACGAUGGCGCUGGCCGAAAAACGAGGCAGUACCGAAGUUACAAGAGCGGCGACACGAAUCCUGAGUAUAUCGAGUAUACUUUUGACAGCAUGUCUCGAAAGAUCAAAGUUGUCUCUCCUGCAGCUAUUGAGGGCGCUAGCGCGGUAACGGCCACAUACCAGUACAGCUACGUCAACGGCCAGACACUCAGCACGGAGACGAAAUCUGGAGGAGGUGAAGACAGCACGACUGUAGUAAGUGCUGUUGAGUAUUUCCCUAAUCCUGACUCUUCCGCGAAGGACUUCGUCAAACCGCUGAUCGUGAGCUCCGUCGAUGAACUCAGUCGGCAGAUCCAAACGACAUACGACCCAAUGCACCGCAUCAUAGCUGUGAUAGACCCCAGCGGCGUUCAAAUAAAUCAGCAGUGGGAUGGUCUCUCGCGACAGCUAGGCCGGCAGAUAUCGAAUCCAAAAGGAACAUCUCCCGACGUGAUCAGUAACUUCUCGGUGCAGUACGAUGACGCUACCAAUACUACCACUGUCCGGAACGAGCUCCUGAAUACAUCAGUUGUCGUGGAGAAGGACUACAUGAACCGACCGACGAAGAAGACCGCUCCCGACGAGGCCCUCACGUUUGUUUACGACACCGCGUCGGCCAACGCACUCGGCCGUCUUGCCUCGGUGAUGUCUUCGAAGGGCGCGGAGGAGUACUAUGCUUACGAUUCCAGAGGCUGCCUGGCCACUUCCACUCUGAAUAUCGACGGCCAAUCCUUCGCGACAUCGUACGAAUAUACUCCUACACGGCAGCUCAGUCGAACGAUUAACCCUGACGGAUCUGAAGUUUCCAAGACGCUGUUCGCCAACAGCGAGACGGUGAACAAAGUUACGCUCAAGGACGGUGCCUCUAGCAAGACCGCGUCCGUAGUUUUCAGCAAUUUCGAGGAUCCAUUCCUCUCUCCUCUCGUCUGUGAUAUGGGCAACAGUUUGAAGUCCAAGGUGACACUCGCCGAAAACGGUGCUCCUCUCAAUGCAAGUCUCUUUAAAGGCAGUUCGACCACCCCUUUAUACCAACAGUCUUGGAAGUUGAACGGUCGUGGCCGAAUUCAGCAAUACGACGACGAUUUUGCCGGAGGUGAUGUUCGGGCAUAUAGCUACGAUCUAGCUGGUCAACUUGUUCAAUCUCAAGCGAGUGGAGGCGCUCAGCCCGCGAUCUUCUCAUAUGACAAGAGCGGGAACAUUGCCGCCAAAGAUGGCAGACAGUUCGUCAACACCGGCUGGCAACUCGAUACCGUCCGCGAUCCGGCGACAAAUAACGUCUAUCGUACCUACGGGUAUUCCGCCGACGGCAACCUGACCUCCGAGAAAGACGCAGAUGGAAAGACUGUUCGCUCCAUGGCCUACGACACGGAGGGGAAGAUGCUGGACUUAAACGGGACAAAGUUCGUCUACAACUUCAGUGGCCGCAUGCUGAAGGCAACGCGCGCCGAUGGGUCCAUAACAUACUAUCCGUCAGAAAGCUACGAAGUCACUAUCAAAGAUCAGGUAACCACGCAGACAUCAUAUCUCCUCUUCCAGCAUCGCCGUGCAAGCAUCAGUACGAUUGUUCAAGACGGAAAGCCGACAGGCACUCCUACCGUGAACUAUUACCACGGCGAUCAUCUGGGGAACAUCAUUGCCGUGUCAGACGACGACGGAGAUGUCGUCACGACGUACAAAUACGAUGCAUUCGGGCAGGUUACUGUCAACGGACCAGACCUCUCUCGAUACAAAUAUAGUGGCAAGGAGAUGUUUGAUGGGUUGUAUUACUUUGGUGCUCGAUUCUACGAUCCUGUGACUGGCCGUUUCGUAACUUUGGACAACAUCACAAUCUCUUUGGCAGGAAUCACUGCAUCAAAGUUCAACCAGUAUACGUUCUCGCAGAAUGACCCCGUCAACUUCAUUGACAUCAACGGUAACGAGUCCUUCUGGUGGCAUUUGGCCUGGCACCUAAUCGUCGAUAUCGCGCUAGUAGCCGCGGGAGUAUUAGCAACCGUCUUCUUGCCUGAAGUCCCGAUUCUUGCCGAGAUGGCAUUUGGUGCCGCGCUCAACGGAUUCAUGUACGAUGGUGAAGCCCUAUGGAAUGCGACAGUCAAUGGAACGUAUGAGAUCAACGACGCCGCGUGGGGUAUUGGGCUUGGUGUCGGUGCGCUGUCAGGUGCGGUGGGGUUCCUAGGCGGCGCAGCAGCAAGCAAGGCGGGCUUCGCGGCGAUCGAGGCCGCAGACAUACUUGGUGCGCGUGUGGGCGGCAAGUUUGUUGGCCAUGAAGUCCUGCAGCUUGCGCAGCGCGGUGCUGUGCAGGUGGCUCUGUCGGGAAUCAACGGCGCCGUGUCAGGUGCAGCGCAGACAGUCCUCACUAAUUUGGCGAAUGGCCAGAAGGACAUCUGGGAUGGCGUGGGUACGUCCGCGGCCAUUGGAGCUAGCACCGGCAUUAUCACUGGGGCGUUCAAGGACUUUGCGAAGUCGAGUGCCAAGGCCCUGAGGAAUCGGACUGAGAGCGAGUUCUUCUACAGCUUGUUGGACGCCAAGUCGACAGUGCCGACCAACGUGUCUACGGAAGUCCGGGGCAUACAGAUACUUUCCUCGCGCAUACUGGACGCUGUAGACGUGCUACCAUUGCAAAAUUUCUCGCGUUCCAGUGGCGGACAACCCAUUCCUCAGCCGAACCUCGCUCCGACCAACGUCCUUCUCGCGGCACCGCAAUCCAAUUUCUUCUAA
Molecule: messenger RNA, 6105 nt
Organism: Fibroporia radiculosa
Lineage: Eukaryota; Fungi; Basidiomycota; Agaricomycetes; Polyporales; Fibroporiaceae
Exons: 10
Coding region: 1-6105 (2034 amino acids)
Source: RefSeq, a predicted model, not a curated record